This is a messenger RNA of Hemiscyllium ocellatum (epaulette shark), 2939 nucleotides long. RefSeq names its product GINS complex subunit 3 (gene gins3). Gene Ontology annotation, cellular component: GINS complex. The transcript is spliced from 3 exons. NCBI's taxonomy places the organism in Eukaryota, Metazoa, Chordata, Chondrichthyes, Orectolobiformes, Hemiscylliidae. The record is from RefSeq and is a predicted model, not a curated record. Bases 630 to 1265 code for a protein of 211 amino acids. Gene Ontology annotation, biological process: mitotic DNA replication initiation.
CCAGGUCCUCGUAGAACUUGGACCGCUCGAUGGUCCGAGACCUGACGUGUAUGUUAGAAAAUCGAGGAGUACUCUUCUUUCUCAACUUUGGUGAGGUGUCACGAACCUCUGAGUGACUCGCCAUUCUUAUGCUGUCCUGCUCCGAGCCUCACUGGGUCCGUUCUCUGCCUUUCCCUCCCCCCACCUUACUCCUUCCUUCCGCCAAGCGCCGCCCGACCCUCGGUCACGCGUCCUUUCCCUCUUCAAAAUCUAACCGCCAAUCUGCCACGCGCUGGAUCUGGGAGGCACGUGAAUUCGCCGACAUCAUCGCUGUACCUGCUUCUACAUUUUAUCAAAAACAUAUACGUGCGUAUGUUAAGGAUGACGGCGGACUACUAAUAGUUGGCACUGAAACUUUUUUUGCGGACGCUUAAGCUUAUCGUGCCUUCCGCUAGUGUGUUUGACAAAGGUUACGAUUUUACUGCUCGUAAAUCAUUAUCUGCUCGCUCGUUACGUAGUUGCGAAGUGAGUCUGCGUCUGAUCGCUUCUGCCUCGCGCGCUGGGCGGGAGAUUUGAACUGAGCCCGUUUCCGGCGGCUCGAGCCUGUCGCCCCUCCUCUUACCCAACAAACUAGUUAGGCGGCCUUCUUAAUGCCGCGCGCCGAGUCCUAUUUGCCGGUGCCUCCGGGAGGCCUGGAGGAAAAUUUCUUCAGCUUGGAUGAUAUCCUGAUGACACAAGAGAAGGUUCCGUGUCGGACUGUGAUGUUGCUGCCGCGACUGGGCUUUCUAGACAAGAGCAGUGAGGCCGAUCUCAUCCCCGAGGGUACAAAGAUGGAACUGCCUCUUUGGAUGGCCAAAGGGCUAUGUGACCCUAAACGUCGCAUCAUUUCUGCCGGUACACCAAAAGUGUACCAAGGUUGCUGGCGGACAAUUUUCAGUGCUGAUGCAAAAGUUGUUGACCUGCACAAAUUGGGGCCGUAUUAUUAUGGUUUUGGAACGCAGCUGUUACACUUUAAUAAUCCAGAGAACACUGAAAUUGCUCAGACCAUCCUACAGACGUUUGUCACCCGCUUUCGUCGGAUCAUGGAUUCCUCCCAGAAUGCAUACAAUGAGGACACAUCAUCACUUGUGGCUCACCUGGACGAGCUCGAGCGAGAACUGUUCCAGUCUGGUCAAAAAGGCUUGAAUGAGUUUCAGAAGUGGGAGAAGGGGCAGGCCGAGCAGAUCACCACUUCCAAUCUGGUUCAGAGCUAUGGUAAACGAAAGUUUGCAGAUAUGGAGGCCUGAAAUGGAACUUGAGUCAGAGAGAUGCUAAAGCAGAUUGUUACUAUUCAUAUUCCUCACCAAUAUAUAAUGGAGUUUCCACUAAGAUGAAACUGAUUCUGCAGGAGUUACAACUGUGUAGUUAACAGUGCAAUCACUUUGGGUGAAAAUUAAACCAGUACUGCACUGUGAAGCAGAAUUCCUCAUGGAUUUUUUUUCCUUCUGGACUUCUGCUUGCUUCCUACAUGACAAAGCCACUUGCAAAAACUUUCUGCAAACCAACUUUUGGUUCACUAAGCAUUUUGGAUCUUCAGGAUUUUGAGUCCGUUUCUGUCAGAGUUGCAGCUGUUUUCUCUGACUCUUCCUGGUAUUCAAUAUGGGACCCCCUGCAGCACUUGUGGAAGAGACCGUUAUAAACAAUUUGUUCAGCAAAACAAACUGGCUGAAGGCCAGGCUCUUCGAUAAUUUUAGAAAGGAAAAACAGACUAUAAAAUCUGUCUAUUUCCCUCUAAAGCCAAAAUCUCUCAUUGUGUAGAAUGGCACAUGAUUAACUAUAUGUAUUAUAAUAAUUUGUUUAGAUUUUAAAGUUUUUUGUUUCGGUAACCAUAUGACUAGGAAUUUUGUGCGCUCCUCAAACACUGAAUAGAUGCAUAGACUUUGAGUAUCGUGUUUUAUUUCCAAGCUUCACUCGUGCAUGAAUUUUACUGAUGUUCCCCAGGACUUGAUUCAUUUUGUUCUGAAUAGAUCAUUCUUCAUCUCCGAAAUGGACAGGUCACUGGCGUGGUGUUCCUAUUAACUUGAGUGAAGUUUUAUUAUGCUAGAGUAUUUAGUUACAGAUGUGCUUCCCUGUACUCUAAUUUUAAAAAAAAAUCCAAAGUCAUCAUUGGCUCCUUGACUUUUGGUAGCUUUAUGCUAGAGCUAGUAACUGAGCUACAGAAUACAUAUGCAUGGCAAUCUAAAAUAUCUUGCUUCAGAGUGUAGUAUCCCUCUUUCUAAUGGGGGCAGCAGAGAUGCAGCUCUAAGCGGUUGAGUCAGGUGCUGCUAACACUAACAAUGUAGGUAACUGAAGUAUAAAUUCUAGAUUAACAUUAAAUCUGCAAAGAUUUUUUUUAAACCAGCAAAUUCCACAGACUCUUACAAAACACUGUUGGGUUUGUGUUGCAAGAAAGACAGGAAAGCUGACCUGUUCUCCUAACUUGAUCAAUAAUAACUUUCAGAUUGAAGUUGGAAUAAGAUCCAGCUCUUCUGAUGACUUGACGAAGCAAGUCUGAAUUAUAUAAAGUUUUUUUUUGUAUUCAAACUGAUUUUUUGUGGACCUCUGAUAUCUGGAUAUGUCAGCUUUUUAAUGUUGUAUUUAUUGGCUGGAGGCCCUAAAGUUGAAAUUGUCAUCUGAGGAUGGAUUUUUUUAAAAUAAAGUUUUUCAACUAUCUAAUGAAUGCUUACUAAGUAUAUUUGCAUAAACCAUGUCUGAGCCUUUUAUACAAACUUCAUUUUUUUUAAUAAUCACUUGGAUUUUCAAAUUUACUUGUAUCUUUACACUGAUUUUAGAACAUGCUCAACUCAAUGGGUUCAUUGUGCUUGUGCCAGCUCUUUGAAAGAAUUAUCUAAUUAAUUCCACUUUUCCCCAUGAUCCUGUAAAUAUUCUGUCUCAAAUGUGUACCCAAUUCUUGUUUGAAUUAUAUCUUUGUUUCCACCAUG